This is a messenger RNA of Sinocyclocheilus rhinocerous, 1600 nucleotides long. RefSeq names its product potassium voltage-gated channel subfamily KQT member 4-like. The transcript has 9 exons. Gene Ontology annotation, cellular component: membrane; voltage-gated potassium channel complex. The record is from RefSeq and is a predicted model, not a curated record. NCBI's taxonomy places the organism in Eukaryota, Metazoa, Chordata, Actinopteri, Cypriniformes, Cyprinidae. Bases 74 to 1360 code for a protein of 428 amino acids. Gene Ontology annotation, biological process: potassium ion transmembrane transport. Gene Ontology annotation, molecular function: voltage-gated potassium channel activity.
UUAGGAAAAAAUAAACAAUAUCAGUCAAUCUCUGCUGUAUAUGGUGCACUAGUUUGCAUGUGUAAACACAAAAAUGUUGGGUAGCCCUUCAAAUAACGGAGGCAUUCGGAUGCUGGGCCCCCCUGCACCCAAUGAUGACAGGCGGGUUGAGUUUGUGGCUCUCACAGCUGUUCACACUGAAAGAAGCGAGCCUUCGACCCCAGAGCGCGGACAACCAUCUCACCGCACCGGCUUACUGGGCACACCUCUGCCAGUGCCACCGGGCCCGAGGGCGACCCCUUCUGCCUCCAGCAAAAGCUACAGAAAGUUGCAGAAUUGCCUGUACAACGUGCUCGAGAGACCCAGAGGAUGGGCAUUUAUCUACCAUGCCUUCAUUUUUCUCCUAGUGUUCAGCUGUCUGGUCCUUUCUGUUUUCUCUACCCUUCCAGACCAUCAUACAUUUGCCAACGAGGGGCUCUUCAUCCUGGAGUUUGUGAUGAUCGUGGUUUUUGGCCUGGAGUACUUUGUGAGGAUCUGGGCAGCCGGAUGCUGCUGCCGGUACAGAGGAUGGCAGGGUCGGCUACGGUUCGCCAGAAAGCCCUUCUGCAUCAUAGACUUCAUUGUCUUCGUGGCAUCACUGGCAGUGAUAGCAGCGGGCACACAGGGAAAUAUCUUCGCCACAUCUGCUCUGCGCAGCAUGCGGUUUCUGCAGAUAUUGCGCAUGGUGCGCAUGGACCGCCGGGGAGGAACCUGGAAGCUACUGGGCUCUGUGGUGUACGCUCACAGCAAGGAGCUGAUCACAGCCUGGUACAUUGGCUUCCUGGUACUGAUCUUUGCCUCAUUCUUGGUCUAUUUGGCUGAGAAGGAGGAUAACCAAGAAUUUUCCACUUAUGCUGACUCCCUCUGGUGGGGAACAAUUACCCUCACUACGAUCGGAUACGGAGACAAGACACCACGCACCUGGCAAGGUCGUCUUUUAGCGGCUUGUUUUGCCCUGCUAGGAGUGUCCUUCUUUGCCCUGCCGGCUGGCAUCCUGGGUUCAGGUUUUGCUCUGAAAGUGCAGGAGCAGCACCGGCAGAAACACUUUGAGAAGAGGAGGACACCCGCUGCCAACCUCAUACAGGCUGCAUGGCGUCUCUACUCUACAGAUGCUCAGCACUCAUAUCUCACAGCCACCUGGUAUUUCUAUGACAGUAUGCUGCCGUCCUUCAGAGAACUGACAUUACUGUUCAGUCACCUCCAACGGCAGCGUAGCACCAAGAAGGUUCUUCACAACUCCUACCACACCCUGCUGUCGGGGCUCCGGCCGUAUAGCUCCCCCUACCUGUCUGGGGACAGGUACGACACUGUCCAGUUUAACUAUCUUCCUAGAGGACACUAACUCUUCCCUGCAAUUUACAGUAAUACAGUUAAAUUCACAUACUAGCAUACUGUAGUGUAGUAAAGUCUCAGGUUAUUACUUAAAGCAUUCAUCGAUAUGUAAGUUGUUUACAGGAAGUUCAACACCUGGCACUCCAGUAAGCUGCAGUUGUGUUACUUGUUUGUGUUUUCUGUAUGCCUUCCUGUGUUCGCUUGUCUUGUUUUUUGUGCUGAUACUAAUACACAUCUAUACUGGGACAUU